Entamoeba invadens IP1 is the source of this 1269-nucleotide messenger RNA. RefSeq names its product multiple inositol polyphosphate phosphatase 1 precursor, putative. The coding region runs from base 1 to 1269 and encodes 422 amino acids. The transcript has a single exon. Lineage: Eukaryota; Evosea; Mastigamoebida; Endamoebidae. Gene Ontology annotation, molecular function: inositol phosphate phosphatase activity; acid phosphatase activity. The record is from RefSeq and is a predicted model, not a curated record.
AUGUUGUUAUCUGUGUUCUUAUUCACAAUUUUGUGUCGAAGCGAAGAUGUCUAUAUUUCAAAACACUUUGCAACAGCCACGCCAUAUCCCCAAUAUUACAAACGCGAUCCAACUAUAGACCAUUAUGAAGUCAUUUACUCAGAAUUGGUGAGUCGUCAUGGAGCAAGAUACCCCACAGAGAAGAACACAUUGGCUUCAAUUGCUCUUUCGGAGCUUCUCAAUUCGAAGUCUCACAUUAAAUGGGACAGUCCAUUUACGUUAGAAAAGCAAGGCCAGUUAUGUGAACGAGGCGAAGACGAGUUGUUGAGGUUAGGGACAUAUUACAAGACUAUGUUAAACAGUCUUUAUAAAGGGAAAGGUCUUUCACUGUUUAAUGUGAGUGCUACAGCUGUUCCCCGUGCACAAGACAGUGCGGUGUAUUGGAUGAAAGGGUUUUCCUUUGACGAGCCCGAGAAUUUGAAACUGAUUGAAGAGAAGAAGAUGAACAUCACUGUCGCACAGAUUGAAGACGACAUGUUACUUUACUUUCACAAGUGUUGUCAGAAAUAUAUAAAAUACAAAAAACUGCCGUCGACGAAAGCGGAGAGUAAAAGUUUCAUGGAAGCCGCGGCUCUUAAAAUUUCAAAGCAUUUUGUGAGUCAAACAGGACUGACUCAAAUCACUCAAGAAGAAACUUUGGAAGCCACUGCGGCGGCUUUUAAUUCAGCUGUGUAUGAGUACAUCGUCUUUAAUAAGACAAAUGGAUUACUGAAAUACUUCAGUGUUCAAGACGCGGAGGUCUUUGAAUAUGCUAAAGACCUCGAAACCUAUUUUACUAAGAGCGUGUCGACGGCUUUGAAUUAUAAAAUGGCUAUUCCACUGUUACAUACCAUUUUGGAGGCUCUUAGGAAUGCUAUGGAAAACAAUAAGGAAAAGCACAAACAAAUUGUGUUGGGAAAUUUCAGGUUCGCACACGCGGAAACAGUUACACCGUUGAUGGUGUUAUUGGGCAUUAAAUACGACAAAUAUCCCCUCACAGCAAAACUCCCAUUGGACCUCAAAAUUAAUCGACAGUGGAAAAUGUCGGAGCUAUCGCCGUUUUCUACACAUCUGAUGUUCGUUGUACUCAAGGACAAAACAGGCAAUUACUACGUGAGAACAUAUAUGAAUCAAAGACCAGUGGUCGUACCACCGUGUCCUUCAUCGACUAUAUGUGAAGCGGAAACGUUUUUAAAGUAUUAUUAUAACGUCACUCGUGGAUUUGACUUUAAUGCAUUUUGUGAGAAUUGA